Messenger RNA from Habropoda laboriosa, 985 nucleotides. RefSeq lists its product as uncharacterized. The record is from RefSeq and is a predicted model, not a curated record. NCBI's taxonomy places the organism in Eukaryota, Metazoa, Arthropoda, Insecta, Hymenoptera, Apidae. Bases 84 to 716 code for a protein of 210 amino acids. Gene Ontology annotation, molecular function: metal ion binding. The transcript is spliced from 2 exons.
UGUGGACAGUAGCAUAACAAUUUAUAAUGGUUAUAUUAGAUUAGUGUUUGUUAAAGUAUAUUGUUAAUUAAUUGGUAAGAACGAUGGCUUCCUUAGUUGCGGAUUAUGGAACUUCCUCGAGUUCAGAAAGUAGCAGCGAUGAUAUUUCGGACGGUGCUGAUAACACUUUUAAGGAAAAGGAAGAAGGGGAUGAUGAAGAAGAAGAAAAUAAUGAAAACAAUGAAGGGGUAAAUAAAUCAGCUUCCAAAGAAAAACUUCCAUUACCAACUCCAGACUUUAAUGGCAUGCCUACCAUGAAAACUUCAGUCUUCUCAAAUCCAUUUGUUGAAGCAGAGAAAGCAAAGAGUGCAAUUCUUGAAAAACAUGUGAAAAUGACUCCAACUCUUGAUGAUACAAAAAUGAUAAAUGGUAGAAAGAUUUGCUGGAAUUAUAGGAAAGGUAGAUGUCGGUUUGGUCAUAAUUGUACCUUUGCACAUGAUUCUGAUUUACAUCGUACAGCAGCUGAAUUAGAAGCAAUUCGAACACCACAGGAAACAGUUAUUUGUCAAACUCAAUAUAAUGGUCAAGUUCCCAUUAAUGAGGAUGAUGAGAUAGAUCAAGAAAAUAAUCAAAUGAGUAAACGUAAAAAGAGGCCAGGAUUAAGUCAAUCCUUAGUACCUAGUAAGAAAGUUUUAAAAAUGUACAAAGCACAACAGGCUAAAGCUAUUAGUAGAUAAAUGUAAUUGUGUCAAGUAUACAAGUAAUUUUAACAUGUAAUUAGCUGCUCUAAACAGAAAAUAAUUUAUGAUUUAUAUGCUUUAUAAUUCAAAUGGAUUGAUCAAGUGAAAUUGAUUGAAAAUUGCAUAAAAAAUGAGUGAGAAAAGCAUGAAAUGCUUUGUGAAGAAGAGAACAGUAUAAGAGAUUAACGAAUUCCUUAUAUAUCAAGAGAAGUUUAAAAAAAUGAAACAAAUAUAUGCUUCCAGUAAAAUUAUACAAAAGAUCAUGA